GACUGGAUGAAGCCGGUGAUUCGUCAGUACAUACUUUAGAAAGUGAUAGUGUUUUACACGGAACUUACACAGGGAAACCUACAGAACGAGGAAAUGCCAAUCUCAAGACGGCUUGACCGGAAAGAGGAUGCCUUUAGUGUUUCCAGAGGGAAUCGCAAUUUCUCAACUUCAAGCAUGACGUCAAAAAGCAGCAUAGGAUCAAUAGGUCAUAUGAGACUGGGUUCAUCAGAAUAUGAAAGAAAAGAAUUUGUAGGUCAAGAAAGACAUGAUAGUAUCGACGAUCUCAGUGGGUGUGUGAACCGCCGGAUGAAAUUGGCAUACAGCACAAGCAGUGCUAGUAGUGACACACUGUAUGAAGAUGUCAACAACGACACCUACCGGAUUGUGUCAGAUGAUAGGGAUGAUAACUGUAUGCGAGAUCAGGAAGAGAGUGACGAUAAUGUAUUUUGUGAAUCAGAUCACAAGAGUAAAGACACAGGAUUUAUUUGUCUUCAGAGUGUACCGUACCCACUCAUGUCCCCCAGGGGGCUGAGUGUCAGUACAUCGGAUGUCGGGACCCAGGAAUGUGCCCUGGACCUCCGCCGCAAACAUUCAAACCGAUGUAGCGACACAGACAGUGAUGGCAUCCCCAUCCGAAAAAUACAUAGACGUGUUUUUACCAACAGCCGAGAGCGAUGGAGACAGCAAAACGUCAAUGGAGCAUUCGCAGAGCUCCGUAAACUGGUCCCAACUCACCCACCAGACAAAAAGCUCAGCAAACAUGAAAUUCUGAGAUUGACAAUUCGAUAUAUCAAUCUUCUUAACAACGUAGUAAACUAUCAAAAUGGCGAAAUGAUUGGAAAAGUAAAAACGGAAGUAGAUUGUGAAACAAAUCAUGAGAGCAUCAAAGAGGACAACGGACACCAAACUCUUGACUGGGACGAUGACAAAAGUUCGUUUGGAUCAUAUUAUCAUGGCGAUGACAGUGACGAUUCCUCGUGAAACAAGAAACUCGUGACAAGUCCGUUCUGAAAAAUACCGGUUAUUUUUUUUUUUCAUUGCCUUCGUCAGAAUUCGGAUAUUUCAGUUUGAACAGUGGUGGAAGACUUCUUGCUUGACCAAUGUAAUGGAAUAUGUGGCGAAAAACAUAAACAUAAAUUAUUUAUCUGUGUUGUACAGUGGCGUGGCAAUGAUCGAAUACUACUUACUUACGUAUAUAUUGUUGAAAUAAAUAAAAUAAAUAAAUAAACAUAUGUUCCACACGUU
Molecule: messenger RNA, 1245 nt
Organism: Ylistrum balloti
Lineage: Eukaryota; Metazoa; Mollusca; Bivalvia; Pectinida; Pectinidae
Exons: 2
Coding region: 94-981 (295 amino acids)
Biological process (GO): regulation of transcription by RNA polymerase II
Molecular function (GO): DNA-binding transcription factor activity, RNA polymerase II-specific; RNA polymerase II cis-regulatory region sequence-specific DNA binding; protein dimerization activity
Source: RefSeq, a predicted model, not a curated record